GCAAAUACUGACUUCCUGGAACCCUUCACUUCCCUCCAUGGCAUCUGAAAGCAACUGGAAGAGUCAGAGUUUGGGAAACUGUAGAAGAAAGGCACUGAAGCUUGGUCAUGCAGGAAUCUGAACAUCAGAAGCCUCAAAAGUCAGGACCUGCAGGAACAGGGAAACAGCCAUCAAUGGCUUCAGCAAUCUUGGCCAACAUAAAGGAGGAGGUGACCUGCCCCAUCUGCCUGGAGCUCAUGACAGAACCUAUGAGCAUAGACUGUGGACAUAUCUUCUGUCAAGCUUGUAUCACCUCAAGCUAUAAAUUCAACAUGGGCACAGGAUCGGAGAGCAAUUGUCCUGUGUGUCAAAGCCCUUACAACUUUGAGGACUUACGACCUCAUCGACACAUGGUCAACAUAGUGCAGAGUCUCAAGAAAGCCACGUUGAGCUCAAAGGAGCAGAAUGUGCAUCAUUGUCCACAGCAUGGUGAGAAACUCCAGCUCUUCUGUAAGGAUGAUGAGGAGGUGAUUUGCUGGCUUUGUGAGCGAUCUCAGCAGCACCGUGGUCACAACACAUGCCUCUUGGAAGAGGUUGCCCAGGAGUAUUCACAGAACAAGCUCCUGGCAGCUCUGGACAAGCUGAGGAAGAACAAGGAAGAAUCUGAGAAGUGGAAAGAUGAACUCCAACAAGACAAAAUUUCUUGGCAGACUCAAAUACAGGGCAAGAUACAAAAUGUUCAGGCUGAUUUUACACAGUGGAGAGGUAUCCUGGACACUGAGGAGGAGAAAGAACUCCAAAAGCUGAAAAAGGAGGAGGAAGAUGGUUUGCAAACCCUGGCAGUGUCAGAAAAUGAGCUUACCCAGCAGAGCACGCAUGUGACUAAGCUCAUCUCAGAUGUGGAGCGUCUGUUAGAAGGGUCCACCAUGGAGAUGCUGCAGGAUGUGAAUACCAUCAUGAGAAGAUGUGAACUCUUGACAAUGAAGAAGCCAAUACCUUUCCCCAAGAAAGAACAGACAGUGUUCCCAAUAACUGGUCUGAGAGGAGUGCUGCAAGCGUUUCAAGAGCUGACUGAUGCCCGCCAAUACUGGGUGCACCUGAGAGUGACUACAAAUGACGAUUCAAGAAUUGACAUUUCUAAGGAUCAAAGAAAAAUAAGAUACCAGUAUACUCCUGUCUUUUUCACAGAAGAACCUUUUUCAAUUUCUAGAGAUCAUUUUUUCCCCGCUCAGAAAGUUCAUAAGAAAGUUUUAGGUUUUUCACAAAAUGCAUUUCAAUUGCCAGGAAAUAAUUCACCUCUCCUAGGAGUCCUAGGUGCCCUCGUAAUCACAUCAGGGAAGCACUACUGGGAGGUAGAUGUGUCUAAGAAAACAUCCUGGCACCUGGGGUUAAGUGAUGGAAGACACUUCAGACGCAGGCCAAGUCAUAAUCAUACUAUUUAUGAAGUUCCUCGACCAAAACUUGGUUACUGGAUUAUAGGGAUGGAGAAUAAAUCUGAGUAUAAAGCUUUCGGGGAGGAUCCUACCACCCAUUCUCCUUUGUCCUUGCCCCUGUCUUUGCCUGUCGCUCUUGAACGUGUUGGGGUUUUUGUAGACUACCAGGCUGGCUCAGUCUCAUUUUACAGCACUACAUACAAUGCAUUUCUCAUCUACAAGUUCACUAACUGUGCCUUUCCCCAUGAAGUCUAUCCAUAUUUCAAUCCUUUACAAUGUCCAGAGCCAAUGAUUCUAUGCUGAUCCAGCUCUUAAGCUUUUUUACCCCCUUUGACACUUCUGCGCACUGUCCCUGGCCCUGGUGUGUGUUCCAUGCAUCUGAUCCCCUCUGUGCUUCUUGAAACAUCUUCUCCUCCUUACUUGAGUCUUUCUGAUUCAAUGUCCUUCACUUAUAACUAGGAUGUACACCUUUCUAUGGGCCAGAUUCUUCCUGAUACUGUGUUUGUUUGGGAGAUAAUCUUAUUUCAUCAUUCCUAAUAUCACAGCCCUUUUCUCUCUGCCACUGACAGAAAAUGCAGAGUUGUUUCAACAAGGUUUUUGUGUCAUUGAAAGACUAUAUAUAUAUAGGAAUCACUCCCUUAAAGAAGGAGCCCUUAGCAGUGUCUUAGCUUUACUCUCAGACUCUUUAUUCAUCAAGGAGAAAAGUGUCACAAAUGAUCUAGACCAAGAAGCAGAUUCUGUGUACAUUGUGGUUUUAACUCAUGUCCCCUCUCAAAUGUAUUUGCAGUGUAAACUGGAUUAAAAUAUUGAAACGUUGUGUGUA
Dipodomys spectabilis (banner-tailed kangaroo rat) is the source of this 2235-nucleotide messenger RNA. RefSeq names its product tripartite motif-containing protein 5-like. The transcript is spliced from 8 exons. The record is from RefSeq and is a predicted model, not a curated record. The coding region runs from base 108 to 1715 and encodes 535 amino acids. Gene Ontology annotation, molecular function: protein binding; zinc ion binding. NCBI's taxonomy places the organism in Eukaryota, Metazoa, Chordata, Mammalia, Rodentia, Heteromyidae.